AUGGAGACGACACUGAGUGUGGACGGAAACGAGCCAGCGACUUCCGUCAUCACAGAUGGAAGUAUGCUGGUUGAAAAAUCUGUUGAUUUGGUUGUGAAAUCAUGCCAUAGUGAUUUCACCACUUCGUUCGCUGCCAUGGUGGUACCAAGCAUCACUGACUACAAGCCAAAAAUAAAUCUCGAUGCCUCCAACUGGAAUAUGCCCAAGAACAUUCAAUUAGCAGACCCUGCAUUUAACAAGCCGGAUCAUAUCGACAUGUUAAUUGGUGCCGAAUUGUUUUUCAAUCUGAUGUCAGUGGGGCAAAUAAAAAUUGGUGUCAACCUCCCUGUUUUACAAAAAACAUUAUUCGGCUGGGUCGUAGCAGGUGGUAGUUUUCAGCCAUGUAAGUCCUGGUCACUUGCUGUGUCGUAUUCCGAGCUUGAGGAAGAAGAAGAGAAGCUUUCAACCGUCGUCAAAUCCUUUUGGGAAAUCGAGACCAACUUUGUUUAUGAUGAAUCCAGAUCUGACAAUGAACUCUACUGCGAAAAUCAUUUUCUAACCAACUUCGUUCGUUUGCCUUCUGGGUCAUAUUCUGUUCGGCUGCCGCAAAUCGAAAGCAGGGGUGUCUCAUCACUUGGUGGUUCAUAUCAGCGUGCAUUACAACGUCUAAUGUCUUUGGAAAGAAAGUUUCGUCGGAGUCCAGAAAUAAAGGCUCAAUAUACAACUUUUAUGCGUGAGUAUGCCACAUUAAGCCAUAUGUCGUUAAUCUCGCCACAGGUACCCGAAUCGAAGUACUACUUGCCACACCACUGUGUCCACAAGUUGGACAGCACAUCGACCAAACUUAGAGUGGUUUUUGAUGGAUCGGCAAAAACCGCAACUGGGCUAUCAUUAAACGAUAUUUUGCAUUCCGGCCCUACCAUACAACCAAAGCUGUUCAAUACCUUGGUGAGGUACAGGUUCUUUAAGGUGGCCCUUAGUGGAGACAUUUGUAAAAUGUACAGGUGCGUUCGAGUGUCACACCCUGACGAUUACCUCCAAUGCAUUCUGUGGCGAGAGAACGAGGCGGAUGAUAUCAAAACCUAUAAACUGAACACAGUCACCUAUGGUACAAAACCCGCUGCAUUCCUGGCUAUCCGUGCAAUGCAUCAACUUGCAAUCGAUGAAGAAGAGAACUUUCCACUGGGUUCCAAAGUGGUUCGACGUGACUUCUACGUAGAUGACAUGCUUUCUGGUGGCAAUACCAUAGCAGAGGUCGAAGAGAUAAGGCAUCAAGUAACAGCUUUGCUUAAAAAGGGCGAAUUCUUGAUUCGCAAGUGGUGCUCCAAUGAUCCAGAUGCCCUACGGGAUGUUCCUGCAGAAGACUGUGAAACAUUGUUAAAAUUUCAUGACGGUACAGAUGUCACCAAAACUCUUGGGCUCACUUGGGAUCCCCAGAGUGAUAAUUUCAUUUUCUCUUUUACCCCCAUUGAUGACUGGAAGGUGGUGACAAAGCGGUCCAUUUUAUCUUCGAUUGCCCGCCUUUACGAUCCAUUGGGUUUGAUUGGUCCAGUCAUUACAAAGGCAAAAAUGUUUAUGCAGCAUCUGUGGAAACUCAAUCUUCAAUGGGAUGAAAGCUUGCCUCAAUCACUACAUUCAUUGUGGAUUGAAUAUAUUUCGAAAUUCGAUCUGAUGCACCGUUUCACAUUUCCACGGCAUGUUUCAAUGGCGUCGGCAUCAUUGCAGAUUCAUGGUUUCUGCGAUGCCAGCUUGACUGCUUACGGCGCAUGUGUCUAUGUGAGGUCCCAAUUCAACAGCGUCAUUAAAUCUGAACUUCUGUGCUCUAAAUCGAGAGUUGCCCCAUUGAAGACGCUCACUGUACCAAAACUCGAACUUUCAGCUGCAUGCCUUCUAGCUGAGCUGAUUGAUACUGUGGUGAAAUCUCUAGAUUUUCACUGUGAAAUCCAUUGUUGGUCCGAUUCGAUGGUGGUGUUGUCCUGGCUUCGAGAGCUGCCAUCCAACUUCAACGUUUUCGUUGCCAAUCGAAUUUCUCGAAUUCAGUCAUAUGGGACUCGAAUUACCUGGCACUACGUUCCAACAAAACUCAAUCCAGCAGACAUCUUGUCGAGAGGUGCGACACCUGGGGAGCUACUCCAUUCAUCACUGUGGAAAGGUGGUCCAAACUUCCUGCUGAAUGAAGCAUCAAACUGGCCUGAUACUGCAAGUUAUGUGGAUGACUUACCUGAGCGUAGAAGACAUGUAUUGUUGACGACCUCUCUUACUGAUUUGUCGAUACAGUGUAAGUAUCGCAAUUCUUUUUUGAAAAUGCAACGAAUUUUUGCGUAUGUUUCUAAAUUUGUAUAUUCCAAAUUGAGUGCCCAUACCGAAGUAUUAACCCCUGACGACAUUAGAGCUGGUACUCGCCUCCUGGUUAAAAACAUUCAGCUUGUACAUUUUUCUGAGGAAUACAAGGCGUUGAAAUCAGAUAAGGAAAUUGCAUCGUCUAGCAAGUUGUAUUCGUUGGCACCUAUUAUUGAUGAGUUUGGGUUAAUUCGAGUUGGUGGGCGUCUCCAAAACUCAACCCUGGACUUUGAUGCUCGUCACCCCAUUAUUCUGCCCAAAAAGCAUCCGUUUACUGCAUCAAUGGUGAUGCAUUUUCAUCACAAGCUACUUCAUGCCGGAGCUCAGUGUUUGCUGGCUGCAAUUCGACAGCAAUUUUGGCCAAUUGGAGGACGAAAGCUGAUAGCUUCCAUUAUUUCGAAGUGUGUCCGAUGUUUUAGAAUGAAGCCGAAAUUGCUCCAAAACGUCAUGGGAAAUUUGCCUUCAGACCGAGUAAGGCCAAAUAGAGCCUUUCAUACAACUGGAAUCGAUUUUUGUGGGCCAUUCUUUUACAAGUCGGAGGUGAAGAGCCGCCCUCCUGUGAAAUGCUAUAUUUGCAUAUUUAUUUGCUUUUCAACAAAGGCAACCCAUCUCGAGGUUGUCCAGGAUUUAUCAACACCUUCAUUUUUGUGCUCGCUUCGACGCUUCGUUGCCACGAGAGGCAAACCCAAAACGAUUUGGUCAGACAAUGCAUCAAAUUUUGUGGGCGCAAAAAAUGAGUUGGAUGAAUUAAAGCAGAUGUUUUCGAGGCAAUCACAUCUAAAUGCCAUUCAUGAUCAAUGUCUUGAUGAUGGCAUUGAUUGGAAAUUUAUUCCACCCAGAUCCCCACAUUUUGGUGGCCUCUGGGAAGCGGCUGUAAAGUCUGCUAAAUUCCAUUUUUAUCGAGCAGUUGGCCUAAACAAACUUACUUUCGACGAGCUACGCACACUAGUCUGCCAAAUUUCUGCAAUCUUAAACUCUCGUCCAUUGUGCCCGCUCUCCGAGGACCCUGAGGACCUAGAUGUAUUGACGCCUGGCCAUUUUUUAGUGGGUGGUCCACUUAUUUCAAUACCCGAGCCGAAUAUGUCAUGGAUAAAUUUCGGUCGUCUCAACAGUUGGCAAAGGGUAUCGGAAUUGCAACAGAUUUUUUGGAGAAAGUGGAGUACGUCCUACCUAACGCUGCUACAAGAGAGAUCCAAAUGGCAGGCUCAAAGUGACAAUAUAUCUGUUGGUGCCAUGGUCGUAAUAAAAGAUGAAAAUUUGCCCCCACUAAAGUGGCAAAUGGGACGAGUGGAGGAAACUAUAAAGGGCGAAGACGGAAUAGUUCGAGUGGUGAAUGUUCGAACAAGUAGCGGAAUCUUUAAGCGAGCCAUAACCAAACUAGCCGUACUGCCGAUAAGUGAAUCAGUUGAAGCCCCAAGACCUUCAACGGGGGGAGGAUGUUAA
Stomoxys calcitrans (stable fly) is the source of this 3762-nucleotide messenger RNA. RefSeq lists its product as uncharacterized. The record is from RefSeq and is a predicted model, not a curated record. Gene Ontology annotation, molecular function: nucleic acid binding. NCBI's taxonomy places the organism in Eukaryota, Metazoa, Arthropoda, Insecta, Diptera, Muscidae. The coding region runs from base 1 to 3762 and encodes 1253 amino acids. Gene Ontology annotation, biological process: DNA integration. The transcript has a single exon.